AAGCAAAGCCUUUAGAGAUUACAACUAUAAAAUAUGCAUAAGACAAUUGUCUAAAUCUGUUAUUGCACCCGUCAAAGACCGCGUAAAAUGUUGAAGUGUGCAUAGUAAUGCACGCAUAUACAAGCACCGGCAUCGGCAACGGCAACGGCAUCGGCAAAGGAUAAUUGUAUCCUAGUGAUUUAAAUAAAACAGCCAACAUAACCACAAUAAAGUAUCGCAGCAACACUUGUAUUCGAGAAACAACAAUAAAAGAAAACGAAUAAAAUAAAAAUUAAUGAAAAGUGUAUAAUAGACUGCUUUCCAGAAAGUCUUAAUAAUAAAUAAAGAAAAAAAAAGAUAAUAAAAAUUUAAAAAAAAAAAAAAAACAAAAAAAAUUAAAUAAUGAUAGACGUUAAAAAAACUAGAAAUAAUUUCCAAAAAUUUCCAUCACUGAAGCAAAAAUGUGAUCCCGUCAUUGUAGUACGACCUCAAACUAAUGCUACAAAAUCCGCAUUAAAUAUAAAACCAGCGACAGUGUCAUCAAAAGUUAAACAAACGAUAAGAACAACAAAAGUAACAGGAACAGGAGCUGCAAAUAAAUCUAUUACGAAUCCCGUUAGAGAAGCUAAUCAACAUUUUUUCUUAAUAUCGACCUUCAAAGAUCAAAAUUUUCUUAAAGAAGAGUGCGAAUUGGCCCAUGCUCAGGUCUCGAAAGCUACUACAAAAAAACCGACAUUACCUUCAGUUGAAAGCCGCAAGACGAACACUCUGAUCAGCAGCCUUUCAAAUAAUAACUACCGUAACUCGACGAAAUCCUCAGCAGCCUUAGCUGCGUUAGCAAUAAAUGGGAUGCGCCGCAGCAGUAAUGGCAGUCAAUUGGGCACAGCCACAGCGAUUGCAACGUCUCUUGGCAAGGUGGAUAAUAAUUGUAUUGGAUCUCAAUGUAAAGGUUUUACGAGUGGUACAGCAACAUCCACAGCUGCAACCAUCGCUGGUACCGCAAUUACAACGGCAUCUUCGAAGAAGUUAAACUCGGGCGGGUACCAUCUUAGCAAUUCUACGUACGGUACAACGAAACUAACUAAUCGUAAUUCACAAGUGAAGCCUUUAAUACAUCGCAGCGGGGCUAGUGUUACAUCUAGCGGUGGAACACCGUCAUCGAUAUCGCAACGCCGCAAUAAUAACAAUAACGGUAGCAACACUAGCUUAAAUAGCAUUUCUAAUAAUCACGGCAAUAACAAUAUGCAAACAUCACUAGAUCAAGACGAUAUUAAAUUUAUUGAUAGCGAUGAGCAACCAACAACCACAGCAAUGGAACGCAAAUCUCAAGUUACCUGUGAAACACGAUGCUGCGCUGCGCAUUCGCACGGUAUAGCUGCAGUUAAAAAUCGCGUACGACCAAAAUCAACGAUUAUAAGUUCAGCAUCGAGUUCGGCAUCAGCGGCGGCAACAACGGCGGCAAAUAAUUCCAUUUUCGAAAAAGUGAAUAAUUAUAAAUAUUCUAAUGGUACGGCGGGUGGAGAGAAGCGAUCGGAAUGCCGCCAUCCGACUGCAAUGUUUAUUGAUUCGAAUAGUAUUCGCGCGUCCAUUGAAAAAUUUGACAAUUAUAGCGAACAAAAGAGAUUGCCACUAAAUUCGGUGCAACUGCGUUCUCAUGGUGGCGGGGGCAGCACCAAUAACCUGCAGCAUCAUCGCCAUAGUAGUGAUUUCGAUAACAGCAACUUAAGGCUGCCCAAUAGUGGAGGUGGUUCGUUAACGCGUGCUCCUUAUCGAAGUUCAGCUGGUGUUGCUGGCAAAACCAAUUUGUACUCGAACACUGCAGCAUCUACUUCGACGACUCGACAAGUUAUUGGCACUCAUCCCAAUACCACCGGUAGUUUACCGUUAAAGAAUAGUCGUCAUUAUAAUCAUGCCGACGAGCCUUCCGUAUCUGGUCUUUCAAGCUCGGUGGACGGCGAUUUUGGUAAAAAGAAAUUGACCGCCACAUCCGGUGGGGAGGAUAGUAUACGAAAUACAGUACAUACGACAGCUUCGCCCGUGUCUCGCUAUUGGGAAAGAGAUAGUUCCAGACCAUCAAUUUCCACUACUCGGAGUCAUGCGGACGAAAGAAAAUUAUCAUUUAGCAGUGAAGAUACUGAAGGUCUGUGUGGUCUGAGGAAUAUUGGAAACACAUGUUUUAUGAACUCCGUCAUACAGUGUCUAAGUCACACAAAUGAGCUGACGAAAUUCUUAAGGAAUUAUAGUGCCACCAAAUCGCCUAUAUCGAAAGAUCAGCAAAUUUUAUAUGAGUUUUCAAAGCUGAUUAGAGAAAUGUGGUCACCGAAUACUCACAGCGUUACACCGUUAGAAUUAAAAAGGGCCUUCUCGAGUAAGCAUCGCAUGUAUAGCGAUUAUAAUCAGCAAGACGCUCAAGAGUUUUUGCGCUUCUUUUUGGAUUCGUUGCACAGUGCUCUCAAUACUGGCAACAAAGGUGAACACUUGAGAGUUGAUGACAAUCUCAGUGAUAAUAGGAAGGCCGAGCAAACAUGGGAGUGGUACUGUCGUCACGAAUGUUCAAUUAUACGAGAUUUAUUUGUGGGCCAAUUAAAGAGCACGCUGCGAUGUACCGUUUGCGGUAAUGCCAGUGUGACUUUUGAUCCUUUCUGGGAUCUUAGUGUGCCAUUACCUUCUUCGUCCCGUUGUAAAUUGGAAGCUUGCUUAGAUUUAUUUAUACGUGAGGAGGUAUUAGACGGCGACGAAAUGCCUACAUGUUCCAAAUGUCAAACACGUCGAAAAUGCACGAAAACUUUUACUAUUCAACGGUUCCCCAAAUAUUUGGUGAUACAUCUGAAACGUUUCUCUGAGACACGUUGGAGCAAACUAUCGAACAUAGUCGAAUUUCCGACGGGUGAACGCGAAUUGAAUAUGGCACCUUAUGCAGCAAAUACUAAUUCAAAUAUGUACUACUCGCUGUACGCUAUAUCAAAUCAUAUGGGCUCAACAGCUGGUGGCCAUUACGUGGCCAUAUGUAAGCAUCCAUUUACCCAAAAAUGGCAUGAGUUCAACGAUAACCUAGUUAGCGAUGCCCUGUCUGAACAUCAUCUUGUCUCAUCUAGUGCCUACAUUUUGUUCUACGAACGUGCGUAAAUACCGUCUAUUUUACUAACGCCAUAACUAACUAACUAUACUGAACUUACAAUUGAAAAAACCAACGUAAAAAGAGAAAAACGAACGUUGUUUUUACGAUGGAAUGUUGUGCAAGGAAUUGCUUGGAUAGAAGUAGCAGUGAAACAAAAAUCGAAGCAAACACAAAAAAAAAAAACAAAAAAAAAAAAAAAAAAACCAAACAAAAAAAUGCAACCAGUGGAUCACAGUAAAGAAAAUCAACUUUGGAUAUAACAAUAACAUAACAAUAACGACAUUAUUGAGGCCGCUUUCUUUCUAAAGAUUUUUUUUAUCGUCAAACUCAAAAAAAAAAAAAAAAAAAAAAUCCCAAAUUCUCUCUUAAAUCUCUUUAACUAUAUUUAAAUGCAAUAGUUUGAAUGUAAUCUAUUUCUCUUUGUGUGUGAGUCUAUUAACUAACUGUAUUGUUUUUCUUCUUUUUUUUAAACAUAUUUUUGUAAAAGGUAUCCGCUUUAAUUUCUAAGCAUCUAAGCAGGUUGUGUGCGAAAGAUGCUUUGUAAUGUAAUUAUGCUACAACAAUCAAAGAGAGAGAGAGAGAGAGAGAGAGAGACAAUGAGAAAGAGAAAGAGAAAGAGAAAGAGAGAGAGAGAGAGAGAAAGAGAAAAAAAGAAAAAUAUUUAAAUUGGUAUUAAGGAUAAUAUAUUUCGUAUAGUCUAAUAUUUUAUGGCUCGCAAAUUUUAAUA
Messenger RNA from Glossina fuscipes, 3824 nucleotides. RefSeq names its product ubiquitin carboxyl-terminal hydrolase Usp2 (gene Usp2). The coding region runs from base 382 to 3105 and encodes 907 amino acids. The transcript is spliced from 9 exons. Gene Ontology annotation, biological process: protein deubiquitination. Gene Ontology annotation, molecular function: cysteine-type deubiquitinase activity. The record is from RefSeq and is a predicted model, not a curated record. Gene Ontology annotation, cellular component: cytoplasm. Lineage: Eukaryota; Metazoa; Arthropoda; Insecta; Diptera; Glossinidae.